UUUUUUCCACACAAAACCCACCACCUACCUACACAGCACAUCACUUACGAGCUUGUACGAAAGACCAUAAAUUCGUUGGUGCUCAUCGCAGUCAUUAUAACGUUUUUGCCGUUUAUUGGUUUUGGCGCCUACAUCGAUGAGAGUGAUCCAGAAAAUCCGAAAUGUUUGCGUUAUCGUGAUGCAGAAGGUUUCUUGAAUAAAACUUACUCGGUGUUGUUUAUGCUUUUCGGCACACUUUUGUGCGUCGUAAUUGUUGCUUGUAAUUUAUUUGUGACGCGCGUACUUUGCUUCAUCGGACGCACCCGCACGACCAAACGGCACAUGCACUACGAUCUGGUGAAUCGGGAGAAGGGCAGCAUCCAUCGCAUCGAAGGCGAACCAAACAGCGGCUCGUCAUUGUAUCACCACCACAGCAAUAGUGUCACAAUGUCAGCAGACGCAUCCCCUGAUGAGAUUAAAUUCGCCAAGUUAAUGGCUUUCCUCAGUAUUUCAUUCGUGAUCUGUUGGAUGCCGCAAAUGAUUGCCAUCCCCAUGGCGAUUUUACCGAAUCGUGUACCCAAGGCGCAUCCAUUCUUCAUUUUGGCCGAUGUUUUAAUGGCACUGCAUUUCACCUCCGACCCAUAUAUUUAUGUACUUAGUCGCACCAAACACUCCUACAUAUUGGGCUGCAUCAAGCGCUGUCGCUGCGAGCUGCGACGCACGCAAAGCGACCAAAGUCGGCUACGCACCACCGUGGAACAAAAUACAACGGACUGUGCGCUGAACUGAGAGUCGGUGCGAAGCGCCCAGUCGACGGGGCGUAUACGCAUUACGUAUUUGUAGAGAAACGAAUUUAACCGGUACUAUACUUACAUACAUACAAAAUAGUUUAUUAUCACUUUUGUGAAAUACUUACGUUUUUUUUGAUUAUAGUCCUCCAAUAUGGACGAAACGAAAAGCAUUCCGAAGGAUCAAAAUUCAAAAAUAUGUAUGUAUGUAUGUAUGAAAGUUUUCAGUGUAUUUUGGAAAAAAGAAAACUAAGUUAACUGAUUUGCAUUUUAACACUAAACCUGUAGAGAGUAUGCUGAAUACAUAUGUAAGUAUUUCUUCUAGUAGAUUAGAAGAAAAUGCUGAUUAUCAUAUAAAUAUGUAUACAUACAUACAUACAUACAUAGAUAUAGUGUAUGUAUAUGUUGGGGAAAUGUCGAAUAUUUAGUUCGUAAGCGUUACGGUAAGGUUUAAGUAUGUACUUAUGUUUGAUUUAAGCACGUUUCCACUGAUGGUUGGUGGAAGGUUUAGUGUUUAAUGACAAAUUAAAUUAUUGUAUUAAAGUUGUACUUAAUGAUAUUUUUGUAAUUUGCAUAUGCAUGUAUGGAUAUAAUUCAUAAAUUGUAUAUAAGAAAAAGUGUUACACAUUUGCGAAAAUCCAUUCAACUCUACCUAAAUAACAAACAUUUACAUAUGUACAUUACAUUAGACUGGUUUGCUUACUUUGGGCAGAGUUUAGGGUGACCAAAAAAAUAGCCAAAUUGAAAUUUCUUACUAUUUUUUUUUUAUGCCUCGAGUUAUUGUUGAAAAGAUAUUUUUGAGUACCAAAUAUCCUUCUAAGAUAAUGCCGACGUACUUAAUUCUAAUAUCUAUUUUCUAUUUGCAGUCAUGGGCCGAGCUUAAAAAAGUGAAUACAAUGCAAAAAAACCUUUUUUUGUAAAACAAAAAAUUUAUUUUGUGGCAAGUAAUUUAAAUAUAUGUACAUAUAUGU
Molecule: messenger RNA, 1738 nt
Organism: Rhagoletis pomonella (apple maggot)
Lineage: Eukaryota; Metazoa; Arthropoda; Insecta; Diptera; Tephritidae
Exons: 3
Biological process (GO): adenylate cyclase-activating G protein-coupled receptor signaling pathway; positive regulation of cytosolic calcium ion concentration; inflammatory response
Cellular component (GO): plasma membrane
Molecular function (GO): G protein-coupled receptor activity
Source: RefSeq, a predicted model, not a curated record